AUGUCAUAUUCCAAUCCUAGCUCCUAUGACUAUUACAACCUAUGUCAUGUUCCAACCCCCAGCUCCUAUGACUAUUACAACCUAUGCUAUGUUCCAACCCCCAGCUCCUAUGACUAUUACAACCUAUGUCAUGUUCCAACCCCCAGCUCCUAUGACUAUUACAACCUAUGCUAUGUUCCAACCCCCAGUCCCAAUGACCAUUACAACCUAUGUCAUGUUCCAACCCCCAGCCCCAAUGACCAUUACAACCUAUGCCAUGUUCCAAUACCCAGCCCCAUUGACCAUUACAACCUCUGCCAUGUUCCAAUACCCAGCCCCAAUGACCAUUACAACCUAUGCCAUGUUCCAAUACCCAGCCCCAUUGACCAUUACAACCUAUGCCAUGUUCCAAUACCCAGCCCCAUUGACCAUUACAACCUAUGCCAUGUUCCAAUCCCCAACCCCAAUGACCAUUACAACCUCUGCCAUGUUCCAAUACCCAGCCCCAUUGACCAUUACAACCUAUGCCAUGUUCCAACCCCAGCUCCCAUGACCCUUACAACCUAUGUCAUGUUCUAA
Molecule: messenger RNA, 558 nt
Organism: Gigantopelta aegis
Lineage: Eukaryota; Metazoa; Mollusca; Gastropoda; Neomphalida; Peltospiridae
Product: extensin-like
Exons: 1
Coding region: 1-558 (185 amino acids)
Source: RefSeq, a predicted model, not a curated record